Oryzias melastigma (Indian medaka) is the source of this 1815-nucleotide messenger RNA. It is a transcript of the gene ing3, whose product is annotated as inhibitor of growth family, member 3. Gene Ontology annotation, biological process: regulation of DNA-templated transcription. The transcript has 12 exons. Gene Ontology annotation, cellular component: NuA4 histone acetyltransferase complex. The record is from RefSeq and is a predicted model, not a curated record. Bases 120 to 1367 code for a protein of 415 amino acids. Lineage: Eukaryota; Metazoa; Chordata; Actinopteri; Beloniformes; Adrianichthyidae.
AAGCCGCGUACGUCACGCCUUCUGACCUCAUUUUCUCGAGUGUUUUUGUCAGCGAGCUAGCGCCAUCUUGGAAGCUGCCGUCUGUGUCCUAAACCGCCCAAAGCUGGAGCUGCACCGCCAUGCUGUACCUAGAGGACUACCUCGAGAUGAUCGAGCAGCUUCCCAUGGACCUCCGCGACAGGUUCACGGAAAUGAGGGAGAUGGACCUGCAGGUGCAGAACCAGCUGGAGCAACGGGUCAUUGAUUUCUUUGUCAACGCAAAGAAGAACAAACCGGAGUGGAGGGAGGAGCAGAUGGAGGUCAUCAAGAAGGAUUAUUACAAAGCUCUGGAGGAUGCAGACGAGAAGGUCCAGCUGGCCAAUCAGAUUUAUGAUCUGGUGGACCGGCACCUGCGUAAACUAGACCAGGAGCUGGCCAAGUUCAAAAUGGAGCUGGAGGCAGACAACGCCGGCAUCACCGAGAUCCUGGAGAGACGGUCGCUGGAGAUGGACAGUCCGUCUCAGCCGGUCAACAACCAUCACAUGCACUCGCACGUCACGGCCGAGAAGAGGAAGUGCAGCGCCCCCAGCCACCACACGGCGGAGCACAUUCCGGAGAAGAAGUUCAAGUCUGAGGCUCUGCUGUCCACGCUCACCUCCGACCCGUCUAAGGAGAACACACCAGGGUGCCGCUCCAACAGCAUAGCGGCGUCCGCCAACAGCGCCUACAGCAUGAACUCCUCCCAGCCGCUGGCCUCCUACAACCUGAGCUCUUUGCCUGCUGGACCCGGGGCCGGCGCCGGCGCCAUCACCAUGGCGGCAGCUCAGGCCGUCCAGGCCACGGCUCAGAUGAAGGAGGGCCGCCGCACCUCCAGCCUGAAGGCCAGCUACGAGGCCAUCAAGAACAACGACUUCCAGCUGGGCCGCGAGUUCUCGCUGUCGCGGGACGCAUCUGGGUACUCCUCCUCCGCCCUGGCCUCCACCCUCACCCAGACGCUCACCCCCAGCACCGCCUCUGACUCCAGAGGACGCAAGUCAAAGAGCAGCAUCAAGUCCACCAGCCACCAGUCCUCCUCCUCGUCCUCCUCCUCCUCCCUCUCCUCCUGCUCCUCCUCCUCAGCGCUGGCUCAGGAGCUCUCCCAGCAGGCAUCGGCGCUGCCUGAAGCUGAGGCCAACAGCCAAGUGGACUGGACCUAUGACCCCAACGAGCCCCGGUACUGCAUCUGCAACCAGGUGUCCUAUGGGGAGAUGGUUGGCUGUGACAACACGGAUUGUCCCAUCGAGUGGUUCCAUUACGGCUGCGUGGGCCUGACCGAGGCGCCUAAAGGGAAGUGGUACUGCCCGCAGUGCACGGCGGCCAUGAAGAGGAGGGGCAGCCGCCACAAAUAGGCUGACAGGAGGUCCGCAGCAGAACCGGUCCUGAGGUUCUGUCCACACUGACACUUUCAGAACUUGGUGUUCCAGCAGUGACGCAGCUGGAGCAGACGUCUGCGCUCAGAUCUCUGAUCUGAGAUGUCUUGGUUUCACUGAGUCUCCCAAACGCUGCAGCUGUCUGUGGUUCUGGUUCUGCAGAUCGUGCUGGUGUACAAACGAACUGAUCGGACUGUAGGUGUCCUUCACACUGCAGGAAACGACCGGAAUCAAUCUGAUUCCCAUGAUGCUCGUCUUCCCUGCUGCAUCAACCAAUGACACGGCAGGGGGUGGAGCCUCUGCUAGGUGGGGCGACUGCGCAGGUGCAGAAUGUAAAUGUGCCGUCAGUCCAGAGUCUGAGUGAUGGACAGAAAACAUUUGUGACAGAAACUGUUUUUAAAUAAAGUUUUGUUCUCUGAUCUCCUGA